Molecule: messenger RNA, 4464 nt
Organism: Pangasianodon hypophthalmus (striped catfish)
Lineage: Eukaryota; Metazoa; Chordata; Actinopteri; Siluriformes; Pangasiidae
Gene: mkln1
Product: muskelin 1, intracellular mediator containing kelch motifs
Exons: 18
Coding region: 242-2431 (729 amino acids)
Cellular component (GO): cytoplasm
Molecular function (GO): protein binding
Source: RefSeq, a predicted model, not a curated record
CCAUCUCGGAAAAUCGGGGUCAUAAAAAAAUACGAGUUUUCCCGUUGCAAUUAAUCCCGACAUUGUGUUGAUCGUCAAGUGCGCUCACCUCGCAAUUGCGCCAUUUCCGACAGGCCCCGAAGGUCGCGUUAUUAUUAUUCGCCGAAAUCGAAACUCUCACGCGCGGUCCCUUUAAGACGCCGCCACGCCCACAGGAGGCUCGUGCACGCGACGCGCUGCUUGUUGUUUGUGCUCCAACAAGAUGGCGGUGGCUCCUGAGAGCAGAGUGCUUUCCUACACUGUUUAUAAAUGGAGUUCAUACUCCUCGACAUACUUACCCGAGAACAUUUUGGUUGAUAAACCCAAUGACCAGUCUUCCAGGUGGUCAUCAGAAAGCAAUUAUCCUCCACAGUACUUGAUCUUAAAACUGGAGAGACCAGCUAUUGUACUAAGCAUCACCUAUGGCAAGUAUGAGAAAACACACGUUUGCAACCUGAAGAAGUUCAAGGUGUUUGGAGGCAUGAGUGAGGAAAACAUGACCGAGCUCUUGUCCAGUGGCCUUAAGAAUGACUUCAACAAGGAGACAUUCACGCUGAAGCACAAGAUCGAUGAGCAGAUGUUCCCUUGCAGAUACAUUAAAAUAGUGCCUCUGAUGUCAUGGGGCCCCAGUUUUAACUUCAGUAUCUGGUACAUUGAGCUGCAUGGGAUAGAAGAUCCAGAUGUAGUCCAGCCCUGCCUUAACUGGUACAGUAAGUACCGUGAACAGGAGGCCAUCCGUCUGUGUCUGAAGCACUUCCGGCAGCACAACUACACUGAGGCCUUCGAGUCGCUGCAGAAGAAGACGCGUAUAGCGCUGGAGCACCCCAUGCUCACGCACCUCCACGAGCGCCUGGUCCUUCGUGGAGACUUUGAUGCCUGUGAGGAGCUCAUCGAUAAAGCUGUGAGAGAUGGCUUGUUUAAUCAGUACAUCAGUCAACAGGAGUACAAGCCACGCUGGAGUCAGAUCAUCCCCAAAUGCACCAAAGGUGACGGGGAUGACAGUAGGCCCGGGAUGAGAGGUGGUCAUCAGAUGGUGAUAGAUGUGCAGACGGAGACUGUGUAUCUGUUUGGAGGUUGGGAUGGCACACAGGACUUGGCAGAUUUCUGGGCCUAUAGUGUGCAGGAGAAUCAGUGGGCCUGUAUCUCCAGAGACACAGAGAAAGAGAAUGGUCCCAGUGCACGCUCCUGCCAUAAGAUGUGCAUCGACUCUCAGAGGAGGCAGAUCUACACGCUGGGCCGCUAUCUGGACUCCUCUGUCCGAAACAGCAAGUCUCUGAAGAGUGACUUCUACCGGUACGACAUUGAUGCUAACACGUGGACGCUGCUCAGCGAGGACACUUCUGCAGAUGGAGGCCCUAAACUUGUGUUCGACCACCAGAUGUGCAUGGACUCGGAGAAGCACAUGAUCUACACGUUUGGUGGUCGGAUCCUGACAUGUAAUGGUAGUGUUGAUGAUGGACGCACGUCAGAGCCGCAGUUCAGUGGCCUGUAUGCCUAUCAGUGCCAAGCAGGUACCUGGAGCCUUCUGAGAGACGACUCGUGUAACGCCGGCCCUGAGGAUGUGCAGUCUCGCAUCGGCCACUGCAUGCUCUUUCACACGAGGAAUCGCUGCCUGUAUGUGUUUGGAGGCCAGAGGUCCAAGACGUACCUGAAUGAUUUCUUUAGUUACGACGUGGAUGCUGACCACGUAGAGAUCAUCUCCGACGGCACCAAGAAAGACUCUGGCAUGGUACCAAUGACUGGCUUCACCCAGCGUGCCACCAUCGACCCAGAACUGAACGAGAUUCAUGUUCUGUCAGGCCUUAGCAAAGACAAAGAUAAACGAGAGGAGAAUGUCCGGAACUCCUUCUGGAUCUAUGACAUUGCACGCAACAACUGGUCGUGCGUGUAUAAGAAUGACCAGGCUGUGAAGGAGAACCCCAGCAAGACACUGCAGGAGGAAGAGCCGUGCCCUCGGUUCGCUCACCAGCUCGUGUAUGAUGAGCUGCACAAGGUGCAUUACCUGUUUGGGGGAAACCCAGGCAAGUCAAGCUCUCCUAAGAUGCGUCUGGAUGACUUUUGGUCUCUGAAACUCUGCCGCCCAUCUAAAGAGUACUUACUGAGACACUGCAAAUAUCUCAUCCGCAAAUACAGGUUUGAGGAGAAGGCUCAGACCGAACCACUGAGUGCCCUGCAGUACUUGCAGAAUGAUCUCUCUCUGACUGUGGACCACUCUGACCCUGAUGAGACUAAAGAGUUUCAGCUCCUGCCCUCAGCGCUCUUCAAGUCCAGCUCAGAUUUCAUCCCACUGGGCUUUUCAGAUGUAGAUCAGACGUACGCCCAGCGCACACAGCUCUUUGACACACUGGUAAACUUCUUCCCCGACAACAUGACCCCGCCCAAGGGUAACCUCGUUGACCUCAUUACCCUGUAGCCACACCCACUGAGCUCUAUCCCUUCACUCUUUAUGCCUCUAAGACUUGUCCCACUGAAAACAGAAGUUAUUUUUCUACAUCCACUUCAGAAUCACCAUGCCGGCCGAAUGUGGCUUCUUCACAAGCAGGAAGGUAUAACAAAACUGGAACAUACCUGCUUAAUAUAAUAUUUAAUUUAUUCACCCAAAUCUGAAAUCAUAAAGUCCCUGAAGUGUCUACAGCACUUGUGUACAUUUAUCUUUCCUCUUAGAAGGUGUCGGAGGAAGGUGAAAUCCACAAAUCCAAGACUCACUUUGUUUUUCCUCUUUUAUUCCAGUCGGACUCGGUUUCCGGUCUAGCUCAGCUUUCAUCUUUAUUUCAGCUUAUGAAUAUUUAAUGCUCACUAUAGAAAAGGGUACAGUAGAGAUAAUGGCCAUGGCUGUUAUCUUCCCCUCUACAUCUCACACACUUUGGUGAUGGAAGCAGUUGGUUUAUUGAAUGUGGGCUUUGAUAUGCAUUUGAUUAUGCUUGGUAACAUUUUGCCAAAUGAAGAGGAGUGUGAUUACAUGGCAAGUUUGCAACCUUUAUUUCUAAGCUUACGGGAUGGAAAUUGUGUGAAUCUGUCCUUGUUUGCUGUUUAUUUUUCUGAAAAAAAUAGAUUUAAAUAAUGGCCUCAUUCUGAACCUGCUGCUUUUUAUUUCUUAGCUACACAGAAAUAAUGAGUAUUGAGCACAUUUUAACGAUAUAAUUUGAUCGGCGUGCUUCAGAUGAUAUUCUCUCCUCACUGGUACUGAAAGACCUUUCUUUUCCCAUUUGUGCCGUAGCAGUAUUGGGUGUCUUUAUCUCAGUCUGAAAGUAAUUCAGUGAAUUUAUUUCUCACCUAAAGAACAACAAAAAACAGUAACAAUUGCGAACAUUAUUGGAUUGGUGACAGCAAACUCCUGCAGCCUCACUGGAGCCUUCCAGAAAGUGUCAUUGCUCCAUUAUGGUCCAUCACCGUGUGUGUGUGCGCGUGCGUGUGUGUGUGCGUGUGCGUGUUUUGAAGCUUGCACUUGUCCACUGAGUCUCGGGAAUCAAGGUACUUGAUACUGCGAUGUCUGAUGAUUUUAGGAAUCCUGUGGUGGCACUACUGAACACGCCGGAAUGUUACUUGGAGGUAGUCUUCCGUAUAAUGUAGUGUGUAAAUAUAGCCAUGUAUAAAUGUGUGUAUAUAUAAGAUCUCCUAUUUGAAGUAUUACUAAUGGCCUGAUUUUGAAGGUUUUUUCCCCUGAAAGCGUAAUAUAUUGGGACAGCAUUUUGGCUUUAUUGGUGUUAAUAAUUAGUUUAAAAAUGUUAAUAACUGGCUUAUUCUCUCCUUGUGCGUAUUGGAGGUAUAUUAUAUUAAUAAAAGGUGCACAUCAAAGUACAGUUUAUCCCAUACAAAGCUGUGUGCGCACAUCUGUACAAAAUCAGAUUAAUCAAGAAACACAUCUUUACCAUAUGAAUACAAAUGAAUAGUGUAAUCUUAGGAGUUCUUGCCUUAACCUGUUCUACAUAGCUGCCCAUUUCUUCAUUCCUAGCAUUCUCUUUCAGAGACUCCUGUGUAGUACAGCACAUUUAAGUCAGCUUAAUUUACCAUUGUCAAGCUGGUUUUAUAGUGUGCGAGUUACAUUUAUUUACCCAUUCAUAGCCUCCGUUUUCCCAAUUAAAUCCCCGAUUGUGUGUUUCCUGGGCUUGAUUGUAAUUAGAGCUGCUGCAAGAGUCAUUUAGUAAUUUUGGGUUUUGUGCCAGGAAGAAGGUUAAACAUGUGGGUUGUGAAAAAUGUAAAAGAGGAAAAACACAAUGGGAGCACCUUUUAUAAAACAUUUUGGCUUGGACUCUUUUUAUAGCCCUCUUUUUGUUUUUGUUUUUUUAAUUCUUCGCUCAUCUCACUUUUCCUCCUCUCUCGUCUCCUGAGUGAGGAUAUCGGGAUAUGUGAACACUACACUGUGGCAGACAUGAAUGUGUAGAAAAUACUUUAAAACAAAAGCAUUGUAUGUAAUGUACAUAAUGAAUAAAGAUUGUAUUUUGUUCA